CUCAAUUUUCAUUGGCAUUUUUCUCUAUGACCAAUAACGUUGAAUUGAUCGGAUUAGCAAUGAGUUCGAACCAGUUCCAAAAUAUGAUCACUUUUAUACUUUUCGAUACAAAGAGCGUAACAUCUGAAGAGAGCUGUGUCUGUGUGUAGACCGUGGGUCGUCUUUGUAAGUGGAAUUGUGAGAACAGCAGAUCUUAUAAUUUGAGUGGGUAUGAUUGAAAGUGAAAGUGUUUAGCACCUCGUUGAGUAUAAAGCAUUUGUUCGGGAGGUCUAUUGUUUUGCAACAAAAAGACGAAGUCGGAGGGUUUCAAAUAAGUUGACACAAAUGGCCGUUCGUGAUCUUAGGGCAAUUCAUACACGGGCAAGAAUCAUUCAUUUAAUCUUAAUACUGGACUAUUUCUAUUGCGAGUCACAAAAAUUGUAAGAUCAUUAAGUAAGCAAUACCUAGAUAAGUAAUAACUAUAACUGAUUUACUAUAAUAUUGCUGGGGAUUACAUUAAUUGUAGCGGUAAAAAAUACAGUGAAAAAAGAAUGGAACAAACUAAUAGAACUUGUUUGUGGCAAAUAGUCAUGCCAGCUCAUUUGAAGGAGGUUAAAAUGUAGACCAAUGUAAGACCAAGGAUGGAUUAAGCAGGUUCAAACAAAGUCAAAUUUAAAAAUGGCCCUGAACGUUCACAAAUAUUUUUUGCUUUCAAAUUUGCACUUAUCACUACGGUUUGCUCGAGCUGUAGACCGUAGAGAAAAAAGAAAUCGUUUGGAUAAAACACCAAUGAAAUAUUUAUUUUAACAUGGGCAAAAGCCAAACAAGAUUGAUUUUUGAUUCAAUGUUCCAAGAGAGAUUUGAUCAUGCAAACAGUGAGUAAUUUUUGGCCAUUAUGUUAUUGACCCUGUCAAAGACACAUUUGUAGACAUGGCUUGAAUUCGCCUUGGAGUGAAAUCUGAUCCGUCACACGCUUCUCGAUGGCAAGGCGAUGUGGAGGCAUGAGAGCUAUCGUUCAGGUUAUCUUGGCCAUUUUCGUUUUGCAAAUCAUUGCCUUGAUUUUCCAACCUUGGCGCUUGAACAAAAUCAGUCAAUGGAUAAAUCAGGUUUCGACCAAACAGCAAGUGGACAAUCAAACACAACCAGAUGCCUCGAGAUAUUGGGAUUUGGAAAAUCCGCCUCCAUUUGAGCAAUUUGAAUAUUUUUGGCCAGCUCCUGACGUGUUUGCGUAUGUUUGGGUGGCAGACGGCUUUGACGAGAUUUGUUCCGCUCUGACAGCUUUUAAACAGCUCAAGUCAUUUUUGGCGCCCAAACCGCAAAGAGACGACAUUGACUACAUCUUAAUGUAUCCAUCUGAUCUUGACUGGAUUAGCCAAAAUGAAGCCAUACAGUUGCUCGAGAAAUGGACAGAAUUGGAUGGGAUCCUUGAAGAGGUCGAGAUCAAGUUGGAACACAUCCGACAAGACGCUGUGCUGAGAAAAAAUCGAUUGACUACGCACGCAUUCAGUUUGAUGGAGUACGACAAGAUUCUCCUGUUAAACGCAAAUGGGAUCGUCUUAGGGAAUAUGGACCAUCUCUUCACUCAAAAGGAGGAAAACGUGGCACAAGCCCUCCUGUCGGCGGCCAAACAUUCUAUUCAGGAGUUGACUCAUCCCCAAUCCAAGCCUUGUUUUGGCCCGCAAAGUCCAUGGGUUGCGACUAGUUUGCUCAUGUUCCAACCUUUGCCAAGCACUCGAGACCGAAUCAUUCAAUACACGAGAGGACAAUCCGGCAUCUGGUCAGUGGAAUCAGCCAUCAACUACGAAUUUGCGUGUAACGACGAGCUCAAUGUUUUGCCUUCCAAGGGGCUCACAAAUUCAAACUUUCCCGAGCCGUGAAAGACUACUUCUUCGUUGUGCCCCAUGCAAUCACGGAUAUCGAAAGACUUUCAAGAGAAGAAAUUGAGCUAUUUUCGGGUUGGCGUAGAAACCGAUCUCAAACAUGUGAAAUAAACGAAUUUGCUCAUUGA
Molecule: messenger RNA, 1987 nt
Organism: Tigriopus californicus
Lineage: Eukaryota; Metazoa; Arthropoda; Copepoda; Harpacticoida; Harpacticidae
Exons: 6
Coding region: 960-1856 (298 amino acids)
Source: RefSeq, a predicted model, not a curated record